Molecule: messenger RNA, 409 nt
Organism: Nilaparvata lugens (brown planthopper)
Lineage: Eukaryota; Metazoa; Arthropoda; Insecta; Hemiptera; Delphacidae
Source: RefSeq, a predicted model, not a curated record
CCUCUCCCUAGCACAUUCACAAGCAGCACCACGAGUGGACGGCUCCAAUCUCAGUUACCGCCAUCUACUGUCAUCCCAUCGAGCACACAUUCAGCAAUCUGUUGCCGCCCUUCCUCGGGUUGACAAAAGUGGGCGCUUGCGUUUGGUUUGUGGCCUACAUAGUUGUGUUCACAGCCGAUUCUCUGUACUGUGGCCUAGUCGACAUGAAAGUCAACCGACUCAGUCGGCUGUUCUACAUCAAUCUUUUCAGUUGAUAUUUUCAAUUUCUAUCAUGGAUAUGUCGCUGGCUACCGCUGGCCUUGAUUGGGCACGCAGUGUGGACGCAGCCAUGGACCAACGCAGCCAAGCUUACCAGGCUGGGCCAGCGACUCGACCAAUAUGUGGAAGCAGGACUGAAAUUUUUAAACAG